UUGAGACGAGCGAUUUUGCUGAUACCUGCGGAGAAAUACAACUUUUAAAGGCGAAUCUUGGUUCGGACAGUGACGCUUUUGCGACACCUGCUGGACUUUACCGAGAACUUCAUCGAGAUGGAAUUUAAAGAAAUUCUGUCGUGUUAUUUGAUGACUUCUUCUGGCGACGGUCCACAGGAGAAAAGUCAUGGCUCUUAUCUGCAUGACAAAGUGCUCCAGUUCCUCAUACAGCAGGAGGCCAAGAUUGUUCAGCUGGACUUGCAGAAUAAGAAGCUGCAGGAAGAGCUGAGCAAUUCCAGGGGCUCCCAGCUUGUCAUAGCGGAGGAAAGUCAACAACAGAGGGCCACCAUCUCCAGGCUACAAAAACAAAAUGAUGACAAAGAGGAGACCAUCAAACGUCUCACCAGGCAACUGGCGCAAUACCCAAGACCUAAUGACAUGGUGAUCAUUGAAAUUGAGCCUGAGAGCCGUCCUAUUAAGUCCAGAGAUAGAAGAGCACAGGGUGAACUCACAGCUCUUCAGAACAAAAUCUCUGAGAUGGAGAACAGGGAGAUGUCCUACAAGGCCACCAUUGCCUCACUGGAAGACACCGCUCACAAGAGACUGAUCAAGACCUCAAGGUUACAGAGAGCGCUGAAUGAGAAACGGGCCGAGGUCUUCUCCCUCCAUCACAGACUCAUAGAGUACGUGGACUGGGUGGCCGAGCUCAGGGGAGCACCCUUUAUCCCCCUGCCUUCUUACCUCCCUAACCAGAAGCCGCCCCACAAGCGAGUGAGAGACAGCUGGAGGAAGAUGUGGGCCAGGACUUGCCUUCACAUGAUUCCUGAGGAGAGCCAGACCACCUCCCUGUACUGAUCCCCGCUCCACAGCUGCCUUCCCCAUGUCCUCCAAUCAACAUCGCUGCCCCCAAAUAGUGGCUGUGUCUGUCUACUGACCACAGCAAUGCCCCUGCCUUGACCUUCAGUUUCUAUUGUCAUCAUCACCAUCAUUCUCAUCAUCACUACCAUCCUCAUCCUCAUCAUCAUCACCACCACCACCAUCACCACCACCAUCACCACCACCACCAUCAUCCUCAUCAUCAUCACCACCAUCAUCUUUAUCACCACCAUCAUCAUCAUCACUACCACCACUACCACCAUCA
Molecule: messenger RNA, 1141 nt
Organism: Engraulis encrasicolus (European anchovy)
Lineage: Eukaryota; Metazoa; Chordata; Actinopteri; Clupeiformes; Engraulidae
Exons: 10
Coding region: 118-855 (245 amino acids)
Source: RefSeq, a predicted model, not a curated record